Molecule: messenger RNA, 765 nt
Organism: Colletotrichum godetiae
Lineage: Eukaryota; Fungi; Ascomycota; Sordariomycetes; Glomerellales; Glomerellaceae
Exons: 1
Coding region: 1-765 (254 amino acids)
Source: RefSeq, a predicted model, not a curated record
AUGGAAUCAGCCCAGUACACGGAGGGCCCAUCGCCAUCUUCACACAACAACUCCAGACUUACACCGCACAACCCUCAACAACAAUCACGCCCUCGGCCCAAGUCUCAACCACCCAAGCAACGAAGGAGACCGUCGCGGCCACAGGGGUCAGAAUCAAAUAGGAGACCUGCGUCAGACGGUUCUGACCGUGACAGGGAGACUGAAGACGCCGAGGAGGGUGCUCCCAAUUCAAAGCCCAGCCACUCAGGCUCGGAGCAGUCUGCAUCAAGGCCUGCUAGGAGACGCCCAGCUGCCCCUCGGCCUGCGCCAGCACCAUCGACAGCGAUGCCUUCGGAAGAUGAGCAACUCGUCGACCCGGUACCGCUCCGGCCAGGCCAUUCGAACCGACGGGCCGCGCCUAGGAGAGUACCGCGCCUCGGCGAGAACAGCGCGUCUGCGCUGGCAUCUGACACCGACACCACGAGUAGCUCGUCUUCUUCUUCUUCAGCGUUCCCGCCGAUCCGGCGGCCUCCGGCGUGCCGUCGGCCACGGUCGGAUAUGAAUCUCUCAUUGAGAGCUCCGAUAACCGAGAUGCCCGAGGACGGGGGCGAGCUCCCUCCAGGCGGUCCCGACUUCUCUACACCUCGACCGCAGCGCGAGAAGAACCCGCGAGAAAUCUUACACGAAGGCGAGCGAGGCUUCAUUGUCGACCUCAGGCUCAAUCUGGAUGUCGAGGUCCAUAUCAAGGCGAAGCUCUCGGGUGACCUGACACUAUCAGUCUUGUAA